Molecule: messenger RNA, 2078 nt
Organism: Rhagoletis pomonella (apple maggot)
Lineage: Eukaryota; Metazoa; Arthropoda; Insecta; Diptera; Tephritidae
Exons: 2
Coding region: 151-1560 (469 amino acids)
Source: RefSeq, a predicted model, not a curated record
GUGAUCUGCCGUACACCAAAAACGCGUCUGCUGCACAUUUUCAAGCAGUUUCGCCUGACAAAAAUCAACCAAUUUUUUAGAUUUCCUUUUUUGCAACAAACGUUAAUACAAAUUAUAGGAAAAUUUAUAGAAAUUGCGAUCGGAAAACGCAUGCGCAACAAUCAGCACAUCGUAAUGACGUCGCCAACGCGAGCACACGCAACCAAAGCAGCUACCGCACUUUUCCUACUACUCUCCCUCGUGUGCAGCUAUGCGCAGCCACAAACGCCCGCACAACAGCAAACUGUAGAAAUUACAGGCAAACCAACCAUCUAUAAGCCAGCCAUUAUACGCACAGAACUGCGCUUCGGGCGCAACCUUGAUCCGGAGAAGGUGCGCGUCGUGAAUGUGAAGUCCAACACAGGCGAGAAUGUCGAACUCUUAGUUGGCAAGGACUCUAGGCGUGGGCGACUUGAUGACGCUGCGAGUAGCUUUUUUGUGCGCAGCGCCGAUGUACAAAAGCCCACGCCGCGUCCACAAAACGUCAAGCCAACCGCAUUAAGUUUCCAACAUACGCCGGCGCUGCUGAAGCAAGCCGAACUGGCGCGCCAAGGAAGAGACUAUCAACAGCGCAAAGCUGAUGCGGAAGCGCGUCAAGUUCUGAAGAUACAGAAUGCACUGCGCGAGGUAAAUAGCGCGCAGGCGUCCGGCGGCAGAGCGCAAUAUGCACGUGGACUACAAUUACGCAACGACGCGUACGAUGGCCCGCGAGUGCAUUUGGAGCCGCAACAGCGAUCCGGAAAUGAGUUCCAUUAUGUCGCGCAGUACGAUGCGCCAAGUCAGCAGCAACCCAUCAGCUUCAUACCCAUGCAGCGCAGUUCAAAUGGUAACAAUAAGAGUUUCUCCUUUCCCUCCGAGGUAGUUCAACCAAUUGAUCGUUCCUGGCAGCCACUGGAAUCCGUAAACGCGCCACGCCCACGUAAUUUGCGUCAAGCGCCACAACAAUACAAUACGCCAGCUGACACAUACGCGCUCGGUGGUGGUUAUAGUUUUCGUCCCAUUUUUAAUGAAGCGCUACGUUCUGUAGCUGAGUAUUAUUCGAAUGCAGCGAACAACGCACGCCGUUCCGCACGUCCGAAUAAUAUCAUCACCAAGGAUGUCUAUGCGAGCGGUAGUAAGAAGAAGAUCAACUAUAUACCCGCCGCCGUAGUGUUGACCUCAUCGACAGCCGUCAUGUCGGCUAACGGUAAUACUAACAGCCACACCAGCCACAACAAAUUUAGCCAUAACAAUGUCAACCAGCACGGUAACUAUAAUUCUAAUAACAGAUAUAGUGAAUCCACACCAUCUAAGGUGGCAAAAUUGAGGGACGCGCCGAAUCCCUAUGGCGCCGCUUCAUCGCCAGCAUCGGCUAUAGUUGACGGUCCAGCAGUGACGGUGAUAGAAGGCGUGCGUGUACCCGAUGCGCCCGAGGAUAAGAUGAGAACUUGGCGGAACGCGCGUGUACUGAAUAACAAGCUCGUGCCCUACCCAGACGGAUACACGCCGCCAAAGGUGCAGAUACAACACUUCGAUAGAUGAGCGAACGCACUGAAACCCGAUCGAAAGUACAUUCAUUUGUACGGAUAAACUGCCAAAAAUAUACUAAAAAUAUUUUCUAAAUAUAUCAAACUCUGUAAACUGUAUUCAUAGUUAAGCGCCGUAAGGUUUUUUAAAAUAAUUCUUAUAAUUUUUGUUUGCCAGGUGUUGGCUUUCAAAUUUGCUUGUUUUCUGCUAUGCAAAUCAUUCUUGCUGUAUACUUAUUGUAAUUUAUUUAUGCUAUGUUAUCAAAAAUAUGUUUUUGUUAUUUAUUUAAAAAAUAUAUAAAAGUAUUUUAAGUAGCUCCCGAAAACCUAUUCAUAGAAUGAUUACUUGUUCUUACUCUUUAUAAUCGGAUGCAAGAAAAUUGCCCACUUUAUGUUGCAACUGGGUAUUUCAGCAUUUCCUCCUAUCCCAAACAUUAAACAAAAAAAUCGUAGUUUAAGUAUUUGAACUGUUAACUAAGUAUUGGAUUUAUCUUAGGAGAAACGAAUAAGAAUAAAAUAUAUAUAUAUUGCAUA